Messenger RNA from Synchiropus splendidus (mandarinfish), 4694 nucleotides. It is a transcript of the gene pacs2, whose product is annotated as phosphofurin acidic cluster sorting protein 2. NCBI's taxonomy places the organism in Eukaryota, Metazoa, Chordata, Actinopteri, Syngnathiformes, Callionymidae. Bases 1636 to 4362 code for a protein of 908 amino acids. The record is from RefSeq and is a predicted model, not a curated record. Gene Ontology annotation, molecular function: transmembrane transporter binding. The transcript has 26 exons. Gene Ontology annotation, biological process: protein localization to plasma membrane.
AUGUGAGCACGUGACAGUUGAAGCGGCCGACUUGUAGCGUCUACAGCGCAACACACUUUUGCUGAGUCAUUUUUGGCAAAGGCUGCUUCAAAGUGAGACUGGUCACCAGGGGAACCGGCGGCGCGGUGACUCUCCGGACCUCCGUGUGCCCGUCUGAGUCUCGAACGUCUCUAUGUCUCGGUACUUGGGUCGCAGACGAAGGCAGGACAUACAGUAGGUUUCCUGGAGAACUGCCGCUAGCAUUCGACUGGUUAGCAACACUGCCAGAUGAGGUCGCGCUCCAGAAGAUGCCCGUCGGUGAAGUCCGAGUGGGUCCAGUGAGAAGGAGUUUGCCUGCGUCCAGAUUCAUGUGUUCCUGUUGCGGUUUCUGCUUGGAGACCACUUAUUCCUCGAUUCUCCGUCAUCGUCAGUAAAAUGUUCUGGUCGUCCAUAAAAGAGCAAUACAACACACGUUCUUUGUAUUUUCCCUUUUAUUCUUCGUAUCACACUCGUCUUGCCGUUUUCUCGUUCGGUUCUCAACAACAACCCACGUGCUGGGUAGAAACGUAUAUAUAUGAAAAGUAAAGUAAUAAGAAAAAAACAGGAAGAGAUGUGCAUGUCCGGUGAAUUGUUUCACAAUAAAAGUAAACAUCACAUCGACAGGAAUAGACAUCGUAACUAAAUAUGCUAUGAGAACACAUAAUCCAACAGUUCCCGUGUGUUUGUCACGCUUCAGUGUGGUCGAUCAUCACACCGAUGUGACUGUUGAAGAUCGCUCAAAGCAGUUUGAAAUGGGUGGGUGUUAUUAUUUAAGGAAACCAAAAAAGUGGUCGGCCCUUCAACCUAUCAACUAGUCCAGCAAAAUUGGAGGGUUUUUAAUCAACCCCUCCCGGCACUCAGAGCGGGACUUGAGUCAUCUCGGUCAUUGUCCCGGAGUGGAACUAACCGGCACUGAUGGUUUACCACAGGUCUGAAAGUGAAGGUUGACUAAAAGACGUCUCUACAGUCUAUGGCUGUUUUAACAGGGUGGUUCUAACGUGAUCCCAUUGAUUAUGUCAUUUAUUUUAAUCUGUCAUAAUGGUUUUAAUAUGUAAUAAAUAGAUUCAUUUAUAUCGUCAUCAUUCAGCUCAAUGUAGAGGACAUAAGAGAAAAGGUCAGUUACAUCAUAACAUGCAUGCAACUGCGUUUUCUCUGAUCUUCCCUUUGUUCUGUACUAUCUGAGUCAUUCAGUUAAGUUCAGUUCAAGACUCGUGUUGUCUUUUGUGUCGCGACAGUCACGCUAUGUAAUGUGGUCCCCAAGCCAGUUUUGAUCGCCCACCCCCGGGUCAGUUCCUCCUCCUGUCUCUCUCGGAACACGUCACCCCAACUAAACCGACGCUUGUUUCGCUCUCUCUCGCCAGUGUGUGGCGCUGUUUACCCGCCACAAUGAGUCAGCAGCGUGGUGGUCAGCGCGAGCUCGGUGGUCGCUGGUUCCCUCCUGUCGGCUGCUCCGCUCUCACCGCGCGGCAGCCACGCAGCGCAGCUACGGAGAAAUGAGCUCCAGCUCCCCGGCUCAUAUUUACUGGACCGAGUGACUACUCCAAGCGAAGACGCGGAACCGGUCAGUCACGAGCGAAGCUGCUCCUCCAUCGGACCGUCCCACCCGAAGAGCGGACCAUGGCGGAGAGAAGUGGCCGCCUGAGUUUCCCGGGCAGCGGGGCUCUCAACAGACCGGUGCCCAUGAACCUGUUCGCGACGUGGGAGAUAGACGGAUCCUCCCCGAACUGCAUCCCCAGGUUGUGCAGUUUGACCCUGAAGAAGUUGGUGGUGAUGAGAGAACUGGACAAAGAGUUGAUCUCUGUGGUCAUCGCUGUUAAAAUCCAGGGGUCCAAGCGGAUUCUGAGGUCCCACGAGAUCAUGCUGCCCCCCAGUGGCUCUGUGGAGACUGACCUGGCUCUCACCUUCUCACUGCAGUAUCCACACUUCCUGAAACGAGAAGGAAACAAGCUGCAGAUCAUGCUGCAGAGGAGGAAGCGCUACAAGAACCGCACCAUCCUGGGCUACAAAACCCUGGCGGUGGGCUCCAUCGACAUGGCCGAGGUGAUGCAGCACCCAACAGAAGGAGGCCAGGUUCUCCCUCUCUGCAGCAACCAGAAGGAGAUGCUGGGCAAAGUGGCGGAGAUCUGGAUCUUCUCUCUGUCCAGUCAGCCCAUCGACCACGAGGAGGCGGCCCUGCAGGGGGGCCAGAAGAUCAAGUGCUCUGACAACUACUCAGAGGAGGAGUACGAAAGCUUCUCCUCAGAGCAGGAGGCCAGUGACGACGCUGUGCAGGGACAGGAUCUCGAGGAUGACGAGUACGAUGUGAGAAAGCCGAAGAAGCAGAGACGGUCGAUAGUGAGGACUGCUUCCAUGACCAGACAGCAGAACUUUAAGCAGCGAGUGGUGGCUCUUCUGAAGAGGUUCAGAGUUUCAGACGAGGUCCUGGAUUCUGAACAAGACCCGGCCGAGCCGCCUCCUGAGGUGGAGGAAGAAGAUCUGGACCUGGACAGCGUGGAGUUUGAGAACCCGAGUGACAGCGGGCCGGAGCUGGACGACGAUGACAGUGUCCUCAGUACACCAAAACCCAAACUUAAGCCGUACUUCGAAGGACUUUCCCUCUCCAGCUCUCAGACUGAGAUCGGAAGCAUCCACAGUAGCCGCAGCCACCGGGAGCCUCCCAGUCCAAACGACCCCGAGAAGCCCAAGAGCAGCAGCAGUGGCAGCAAGUUCCAGGAGGACGGCGUCUCUGAUAACGUCUCCCUGGAGCAGCCGGAAGCCGUGACCCCGACUACAGAACUGGAGAUGGACAACAUGGACACCUUUCUGGAGAGGCUGCCCCCCAGUGGCAAAAUGACCAAGACAGAGUCGCUCAUCAUCUCCUCCACCAGGCAGGAGCCCAAACUGGCCGGCAGGAGGGGAAGGAGCACGUCACUGAAGGAGCGUCAGCCCAGCAGACCUCAGAACGAGAGAGCCAACAGUCUGGAUAACGAGCGCACGCUGGACACACGCUGCCACCUUCAGAUUCCAAGAAAGACUGUGUACGACCAGCUGAACCACAUCUUGGUGUCUGACAACCACCUUCCUGACAGCAUCAUCCUCAUCAACACGUCGGACUGGCAGGGCCAGUAUCUUUCCGACAAGCUUCAGAAUCAUCACCUCCCGGUCGUCUGCACGUGCACCACAGCCGACAUCCAGGCUGCUUUCAACACCAUCGUCUCCCGGAUACAGAGAUUUUGCAACUGUAAUUCCCAGACUCCUAUUCCGAUCAAGAUCGCGGUCGCCGGAGCUCAGAACUACCUGAGUGCUGUCCUGAGGCUGUUUGUGGACCACCUUUCUCACAAGACCCCUGACUGGCUCGGGUACAUGAGGUUCCUCAUCAUCCCUCUGGGUGCUCAUCCCGUCUCCAAGUAUCUUGGUACCGUGGACUACCGCUACAACAGUUUGUUCCAGGAUGCUGCUUGGAGGGAGCUGUUCCACAAGCCAGAGGCCCCAGCUGCCGCCCAGGAGAGUCCAGAUAUCGUUGCCAGAGUAACACAGUACAUGAUGGGAGCUAACGGCGCUCAUCAACUGCCAAUCGCUGAAGCCAUGCUCACCUACAAGCAGAAGAGGAAAAAGAGCUUUCAUUUUGAUUUUGCAGUAAGUCUCUCCGUGUCCUCCUUGGGGGGGCGAUGGCAGGUUUCUUCAAGCCCCGACGAGGACUCGUGUCAGAAGUUCAUUCCUUUCAUUGGAAUGGUGAACGUGGGGAUCGUGGAGCAAACGUCUGCGACAUCAGGAGACUCCGACGACUCGGCUCCUGUGGGCUCCUCGCUGCUCUACUCCUCCACCCCUCCUCAGGUGUCUCCGGCCUUCAAAGAGGCGUCGCCCACUCCACCCUCCUCGCCAUCGGUCAACACUGGCCUCUGUGCCAACAGUCCAGGCGCCCAGGCGGAGCUGAUGGGGCUCCAGGUGGACUACUGGGUGGCCCCCACUGAACGGAAGAAAGACGUGGAGAAGCGGGACUCCUCCUCCAAAAACACGCUCAAGUGCAAUUUCCGCUCGCUGCAGGUCAGUCGGCUGCCUCAGGGUGGCGCCGAGUGCAGUCCACAGCCCAGCAUGUCCAUGACCGUGGUGACCAAGGAGAAGAACAAGAAGGUCAUGUUCCUGCCAAAGAAGAGCAAAGACAAGGAAGUGGAGUCCAAGAGUCAAGUCAUCGAGGGAAUCAGCCGACUCAUCUGCACUGCCAAGCACCAGCAGACCAUGCUGCGAGUGCUGAUCGACGGCAUCGAGUGGAACGACGUCAAGUUCUUCCAGCUGGCAGCUCAGUGGUCGUCGCACGUCAAGCACUUCCCCAUAGGGAUUUUCGGACACUCGAAAGGAGCCUACUAGCGCCCCGGCCGCGCGCCCCGACACUGUCUCCUCCCUCUCCUUCGUGCCAACUUUUUAACUCCACAUUGCUAUGUCAGCGCACCUUUUUAUUUAAACCGCUGCUUGUCCAUAUAUUUAAACCUUUAUUUUGUAUUUAUGUAAAGAUUUCUUAAAUGAGAUUCAGCUGACGUUUUUAAAAGUUUUGGAAGAAAAAAAAUGUUAACAAAUAAUCAACUGAAUCACUGAAAUCCUCCCAAUUUACCUUCAGUCAUUCAUUUCAAACUGGCACAUCACUUUGAGAAACUGCUGAGGGAACUUUGUGAAUCCAAUGUGCAAUAAAUGGUGGAAACUGA